Messenger RNA from Alternaria alternata, 907 nucleotides. RefSeq lists its product as hypothetical. The record is from RefSeq and is a predicted model, not a curated record. Bases 326 to 784 code for a protein of 152 amino acids. The transcript has a single exon. Lineage: Eukaryota; Fungi; Ascomycota; Dothideomycetes; Pleosporales; Pleosporaceae.
AGAGAUAAUGCAUGCACCUUGAAAUCUAGGCCGAAACUAGGACUGCGCGAACACGGACUUUGCGAGGCCUGGCAUAGUCAUGCGUUCAUGCCUGAGAAAAGCGCGGCGAUGGGGUGAGUGGCUGCGCGGACGAAUCGUCACGUGGCUGUCUCAGUCGGAGCUUUUUCAUGUUACAGACCUCAAACGCCAUCACUCGAUGAUCGUAAGGGGGCCAGCAGUCGGAUAUUCGCUGCUGGCAGUCGGCGUCACCAAGCCAGGCUCCGGUCCUUUCGGAAGCGCUGGAGAGGAUGGUUAGGCUCUCAGGGCAUCGGGAGGCGGUGGUGUCAUGCUGCAAUGGGCUGGGUUGCGGCGUCUUGGACUGGCGCGUAGCGCUGUGGCUCUCGGGCUUCACGGUGCAGGGGUCCAAUCAGCGUGGCGGUCGCCGUGUCGGCCAAGGCUUGUCUCUCAAACGCGCUGGACCUCAGAUUUGGUCUCCCCACCAGUAGCCCUCCUGCAACCGCCCGCCAAAUUCCCACCGUGUCCCUGUCUCUUCCGAGUGCCGCCCUCGAAACCUCCUUCCCUCUCUCGAACGGCUUCCCAACUGUGCCUUAAUUCCCACACCUGUACGAUCGUUUACUUCCCCGCGCAACACACCAGGUACUUGUGUACCUCGACGACCAUAAUAGCCAGCACCCACCGCCUCUACCACACCAUAAUUCACCACGUCGCGCACACCCACAAGCCCCGGCGGCUACUCUAUAAUCUGGCGGAAUUGAGACGAGCACUUUGGGCAGUUUGUGUUUGACAAGGAACGCGACCCCUCGUCCCACGGUGGAGUGCUAGGAGAGGCCGUAGAUUGAGGCUUGACGACACCAUACUGCCGGGUAACAAGUGAAGAUCACUCGUCAUGUCUCUGAAGCAGGUGCGC